This is a messenger RNA of Stylonychia lemnae, 9009 nucleotides long. Lineage: Eukaryota; Ciliophora; Spirotrichea; Sporadotrichida; Oxytrichidae. The record is from the annotation of a GenBank genome assembly.
AUGAUAUAGUUCUAAAUAAACUAAAAAAUUGACUUUGAAGUGGCUUAUGAGUAUGAAUUCGCAUACAUUUAAAAUCCAUCAAUCUCAACAUUUGUCUCUGGAUUCAGAAUUCUUGUCACUGAUUCUUUUGGAAAUACUCUCUAUGACACUACUGUGAACUCGGCUGCUGUUUUCAUUUAGCCAGGAGAAAUAACCAAUCAAAAUUUAGAGGAUUCUAGCUAAAAAGUCAGUGAUAUAGCGACAUUUACAUUCAAAUUUUAAAUAACUAAUUCAAUUCCAGGAGAUGGUCUCUUCUAAAUCACUUUCCCCUUAAAUGAGAUAGAUGUUCCAACAAAUGUUCAGGGUUCAGACACAAGAAUAAAAAUAUAUGAUGGUGCUUGGCAAUCAGGUAACAUUAUAGCAAGCACGAGAUCCAUAAUUUUUCAAAGUGCUCUAGGAGGAACUACUCUAAAACCUGAUUCUUCUAAAUACAUUCAAAUUGAAGUUAGCAAGAUAUUAAAUCCUAAAUCAUUAAAGGAGACUUCGAGUUUCUAGGUAGCAUCAAUGGAUGCAUCUUAUAAUAAAAUUGACUAAGCUUCUUCUCUGAUGACAGUUAAACCAUCUAUUCCAGGGGAUAUAUAAAUCUUUAGUGUUGGCCCACAAACUAAUCCCUAAGUAGGACAAACUACUGACAUAAAUUUUAACAUUUAGCUAGCUUAACAAUAUGAGCAAGGAGGAUAUUUAAUCAUAACUUUCCCUCCAGAAGUUACUAUCAAGACUCUUUAAUGCUUCCCAUUUAUUGGAUUCGUAACUUAGGACUCAAACUGCGCUUUGAUCAGCAACUCCCCUUAAACUGUAAAGCUCCUCAAUGCAGUUUCUUCAACCAGACUAUUUUUCCUAAUAAGUUCAAUUUAAAAUCCAUCAAGUACCAAAACAUCGAGUACCUUUCAAAUUUAAGCUUAUGAUGCCUCCAACUACCUUAUGAGUCAAAUCUUAUCCGGUGUUAGUUAUACUUCAACUCCAGCCUAGUUAAAGUCAGGUACCUCUCUUAGAUCUUAAACUAAAAUCAAUACCUUAACAGGAAACACUCAAACUCUUACUUUCACCUUAACCAAUCCUCUAAUAAGUGGUGAUUUGAUAUUUGUCAAAGUACCUUAUGAUCAAAUGCUAGUAGAUUCUGCAUCCUUCAGUUGCUAAAUUACUUUAGGCAGUUAAGUGACGUCUCCACUCUGUAAUCUUGAUGCAACAACUAAUACUACAUAUUUUCUGGUUACACUUACAAGUCCUUGUUCAUCUGGUUGUUCAGCUAAUUCUAUAUUUUAGUUAGCUCUUAGUGGUGUUAGAAAUCCUUUAUGGAUAGUAAGUCCUCUUACUAAAUCAAUAGAAAUCUACACAAUGACUUCAGAUUAAUUAUACAUAAGAGAUAGAAGAAUUACUAAUAUAUUUACCACUCCAGCAUUAAUAGAAGGAAGCUUAACUGGGAUAAGCUUGACAAGAUAUGGAAAGAUCGUCAACUCUGCAACAGAAAUUCAAGUUUAUUUUACGACUAAUAACCUAAUACCAGCCAAUGGAUUAAUCAGAAUUUAUCUCCCUUCAAAUUCAUUUUAUAAUCCAAGCUCUGGUUCUAUCUUAUGCUAGGAUCUCUUAAAUAGCAACUAAUCCUUAACCUGCAACACAGUGUUAAACACAGAUACAGCUACUGGAAUAAACUACAUUUAAGUAUCCAGUAAAUGCACUUCCAGCUGCCUAGCUAGUAUCCAGAUUGGAAUUAGAGUGUCAAACCUUAAGAAUCGUGCUUCAGUGAGAUCCAUUUCAAAUGUAUUUGCAGUAAGGACAUUUACUAUAGAGGGCUAUUACAUAGACUUAGGAAAUCUUACUUCUGCAUAAGGAUUAGAACUAUACACUGCACCAUUUUAAAAUCUAUUGAUAACUUCUCCCUUGAGUUAAAUAGUGACAGGUACAACAUAGUCCUAUGUUUUCAAAAUUACUCCAACCUAUGGAAUAUCUCAAAAUACUGGUCAACUAAUCUUAACCUUUCCUUCUGAGAUAAAACUAGUAGCUACUAAUUCUUAAUGCUCUGUAACUGUAGCCUCUAUAUUAUUAACUUGCUCAAUAAAUCUUUAGAAGCAAGAAAUUACCAUUACCAAUAGCAAUUCUUAGAAUUUGGCUGGAUAAUAAAUAACUUUAACUUUGAAUAAUGGAGUUUAAAACCCAAUUAAUACCAAAGCAACGAGCAAAUUUAUUGUCAAAACUACGCUUUACGAUUCAUUGAGCCAGGCCUAUAACCAAGUAGAAUAUAAUGAUGAUAUACUAUCUGUGACUGCUGAUACUCCUAAUUCUCUGAAUAAUAUCUAAGCAACCAGAUCAAAUACUUAGAUCAAUUAGCAGACUGAUCUUAAAAUUUCAUUCACAAGUACAAAUCCUAUUCCAGCUAAUUCCGUAAUAAUAAUAAGCAUCCCAGUUGAUCAAAUCUUAUUCAAAGAUAGUCCUUAAUUUACCCUUGAAGAUGCUUCAACUUCUUCAGCUUUAGUUUAAACCAGUUUUAAUAAUCAAUAUUCAACUUCUAAGUAUGCUAAAAUAUCAAUAAUACAAUGGUGUUCAACCACUACUGCUUAAUGUCCUGCUGCUACUGAACUAAAGAUCAACAUCAAAAAUGUUUUCAAUCCAGGAUCUACUAAACUAGCUUCUCUAAGUAUCCAAGUAGUCAUUGAAUAAGAGGGGUAAUAUUUCUCAGAUGUAAUGCUCAGUAACAUAUUCACCACUCCGUUACUAAGUAAUGGACCAUUUAAGAGUCUAUCAUUUUCUCAAUCAAGUAUCAAUGUGGGAGAAACAACAUCAUUCACAGUUAAUGCUAGAAUUAAUAAUCCUAUUCCAUCAGGAUAGAAUGGAACUCUCACUCUUAUAUUUCCCAGUGGUUUAUUUUAUCAAGUAAAGGAUACUCCAAUAUAUUGCCUUUCAGCAUCAUAAGGUUUGCAUUUUGAAGUUGUAACUACUACUUUGAUUCUUGAUACAGCCAUUGCUUCAAUUCAAAUCAGUAUGAACUGCUUAAAUCAGGACUGUUAAUCCAACAGUCUCAGAGACUUUACAAUAUUCAAUUUAAGAAAUAGAUAUUCAUCAGCAACUUAAGAGGGCUCUAUAUAGCUCUAGUCUUCUGAUUAAGAUGAUUUAACAUACGAUGCGUAAUCAGUGUCUUUUAGUGCAACUAAUCUCAGGCAAAAUCUAUAUCCCUCUUAAUCUGGUAUAAUUAUUAAUGCUACAAGAUCCAACAAUACUGUUUCUUAAUUCACUGAUCUAACAGUCUACAUUUAAAGCUCAGUGCCUCUAAAGAAAGGAUCAUAAAUUCAAUUCUUCCUACCAAAAGAAUAAUUUACCUAUACCUCAGAGCCAAACUGCUACAAUACUAAAACUAAUACAGAUUUGAAUUGCUAAUUUUUCUCAGUCCUCGAAGAUUAGGAAUACUUUGGGUUCUAAGUCUCAGAAUUUUGCGAUUCAUAGACAAAAUGCGAAGAAAAUAUAGCUUUAGGAUUUAAAAUUUCCCAGCUAAAAAAUAGAUAUAACACUUAGGUAUCAACUAAAGCUUAUAAACUUAGCAUAUUUGGCCCUGAUUAGUUUGUUAUUGAGUUCAAUGGAAAUACACUAUUGCCAUUUAAUAACUUGCUUGUAACUUAGGCUGUUGUUUUUGAUAAUCUUAGCAUAACAAAUCCAAAAGUUGGUGAAUUAACUGAUUUAGAGAUAUAAGGGAGAUUAUAAAACUAGGCUCUUGUCGGAGAUGCUAUUAAACUUUGCUUUUCAACUCCAAUAAUUUAUGAUUCAUAGCUUCCAAAUUAAACUUGUAGUCUAACUUCAACUAAGGGUAUAUAGAAUGGUGCGUGUGACUUAGACAUAGAUAUUAAUGACUAAGGAAUACUAUGCCUGAAAUUUAUCUCUACUAAUGAUAUUGCAGCUGAUGAAAUAAUAACUAUCUAGAUUUCAAAUGCUAAAAAUCUUUAUGAAGCUACAUAGUAUCAGUCGACAAUAUCAUUAAAUGCCUAAACCUCAAGUUAAGCACUGAUUUCUAGCGGUUAACUAGCAUAUAUAAAGAGUUUAUUAUAGGCUAAUAAUUUCAUAAGUGUGACUUCAGCGAGGGAUAAUAAUAAUUUAUCUUAAGAUGCUAAGAUUGAUAUCACCUAUCAGACUAGUAUUGAUGUUCUACUAAAUAGUGAAAUUAAAAUUUCUAUUCCAUAGAGUCAAUUCACCUACACCAUUGGAAAUUCUAUAAAUUGCUUCUAAGAAUCAGUAUCAAUUCAAUGUGGAAAUAUCUAAUCUGAUGGUGAUUAUACUAAUGUAACAAUUCAAAGCAUUUGCCAAGCUCAAAAGUGCUCAGGUUAUCAAGCAUAUACAUUUUCUUUGACUGGCUUCUAAAAUCCAUCAUAAGUUUAACCUGUAUAAUAAACGAUAAUAAUGAGCAUAUCAAGUUCAAGUAAAAAUAGGAUAAUAGACCAAAUAGGGAUAGAAGUACUUGCUUAACCACCAAUAAAACUUGGAGAGCUUGUAAAUCUCAAGGUUACUCAAAGUGAGACUUUAGUAGUUGGAGAGAUUACUAACUACUAAAUAAAUUUUGAGUUUCCAAAUACCAUAACUUCAAGUGAUCAGCUAUUCAUAUCUUUCCCAGAGAAGACUGUUUCAUUUUCGAAUCUCAAGUGCCAAGAACUCAAUUCUGGAAGUUAUUUGACAUGUUCUUAAUCAUAAGCCUAAGAUGGAUACCUGACAAUAAUAAGUAUAUCUAAUUACUGCUUGGUCUCUUAAUGCUUAAAGACUGUGUAGCAAUCUGUAAAGAUUACCGGCUUGAAGAAUGUGAUAUUUUAGAGACCACGUAAUUAAUAAAUUAAAGUGAUGGCUAUUACUGCCUCUGGGUUCGUAAUAAGCACAGGAAUAUUCGAAGAAAACUUACUGCCUACGUUUAUCAUAAAAAAUAUUACUACAAUGAAGGUAGUCAGAGAAUCUACUGAGCCAGGUAAUGAUAAUGUUGAUCUCAAAUUGUCCUUCACUACCUUAAACUUGAUUCCUCAAGGCUCAAUCUUAACCUAUACUUUGCCACUUGAUUAGUAAGAAUUUAAAAAUCCAUUGCUCCUCACUUGCUUAAAUGGGUAAACUAUCCUAACAUGUACUGUCAUUGCAUAGGAUUAGAAGAAUAUUAAGCUUUAACUCACUGAAUGGUGCAGUGGGGAUUGCUAGAUUGGCCAAACAUUAACUCUCACUAUUAAAAGGACUAAGAAUCCUGAUUAGAUAUCUAAUCAAAAUACUACCUAUGGUAUUUAAAUUAAGACAUCUGACAAUUUUGGGUUGCAGGAAGUGACUAAUGGUGUUUACAUUUCUCCAUAGCUAGUAGGACUUCCUCUAGAUAAUAUUCUCAUUGCUCGAGAGUAGAAUUUUGUUGGAGCUAUUGACUACCUAAAAGUCAUUUUACUUAUCCCCAAUCUCAUCCAAACUUCAACUUCUCUGGUCGUGCAAAUGCCAGAAAGUGUAGCAAUUAGCAAUCAGAAUAUCACUGAAUGCUAGAUUUUAAGAGGCUCUUGGAUAAACAUUGAAUGUUAUUACUAAAAUUAUAACAAAACUCAGCUAUUCAAUCAGCUGCCUAUAAAUUAAGUGACAAUGACAGGAAUAUGCACAUCAGUCAAUCCUUGCUUAAGGAAUUAAAACCAGAUCAUCAGAUUUAGAAUUAAAAAUCCAAGUACUCAGCUAUCAUUAGUUUAAAGUGAUUUCAACAUUUCACUGAAAUAAGGACAAUUAGACAUUGCAUUUAAGAAAGUUCCAAACGCAUUAAUAGGCAUGCUUCCAAACAAUAUCACUGCAUUAGUGUCGAAGGUUCAAUUGGCUGCUAAUGAAGUAGAUUGCUACAAAACAGGUGAAUCUUGCAAGAUAUAACUGACUAUACAAACAGCUAACCCUGUGCCAUCUAUGUAGAAUCAUACAAGUUAGUUAUAAAUAAGACUACCCAGUCAAUUCAAGCAUUAGAGUACUUCUGCAUGUGAAGCCAAGAUCUUUAAUUAUUAUGGAGCUUGUAGGUUUGUGAAUUCUACAGACAUAUAAGUCAGACAUAGUUUCUAAAUCCCUGAGGCUGCUGCCAAUAACUUCAAGUUCAACUACACAAUCACUAUUAUCAAUAUCAAGAAUCCAUUCUCCACUGAGUAGACUGACAGUUUCACUAUCUCUACUUACAUUUAAUCAGGAGCCAAAUUAUAUUCGAUAGAUACAAUGAAAAGUAACUUGACAUACAGAAUUGAAUAGCCAAAUAAGUUUAGUUAAGUGUCUGUAAUCAGGAAUAAUAGUACUCCUGGAAAGUCAACUUAAGUUCAGCUUAAAUUUAAGCUAUUUAAUACAAUUCCUUAAAAUGGAGAGAUUGUUUUCAAGAUACCUCAAUCUCAAGCAAUUAUGAGCAGUGAUCAACAAAUAGUAGCUUACAAGGGAAAUACCUUCAAUUAAAACAAUGCCUUGACUUUACUUGUUAUUGAUGACAGCACUUUCAGAAUUACUAACCUUUGCAUCAGUUCUACUACUGGUUGCGCUGAGAGUUCUGAGUAAAUUAUAACAUUCUUAUAAAGCGUAUUCAUCAAUCCUGAAUACUUUAAAGAUCCAUAGGACAGUAUCGCCAUUCAAUCCCAGUAUGUCUCCUCAAAAGAUGGCGAAGUUUAUCACAUAGAUAAGAUCGAUGAAGAUAUAUUCGUUACUCCUUUACUGAUCCUCCCAGAGAUUAUCAUUUCUGAUUUCUCAAUAAGUUCAUACAAUACCUCUGAUUUCGUACAACUUAAGUUUGUAGCAUCUCUCAAAAGCUAAGACUAGACAUUCUCCAAGUAAUAUAUAAGACUCAGAUUUGAUGAUUAAAGUCUAAAUAGUGAUCUCUAUACUAAUCUUUAAGUUCAAAUCAAUGCUUAAGCAGCCAAUAUUAUUGAGAUAAACAGAGAGUCAAAUGAUCUGAUUAACUACAUCAUAGUAGAAUGCAGCUAGUCUACUUGCUUGUCAUAAAAUUCAAUUUAAAUUCAGAUAGAUAACCUUAAGAAUCCUUACUUCAUUUUCGUUUCAACUGACUUAAUGAAGAAUCAUAAUUACAAGAUCUAUGUUCAAGAGGUAUAUCAACUCCCAGAUAAGAUAUACAGCAGUGGCUAUACUACAAUGAAUACUACGAUUUCUAAAGUUUCACUAGCAAAAAUUUAAAAUCCUAGAUUAUAUCAAUCUAAUACCAGUCCAGGAAUUGGAUCCUAGUUAUAAAUAUCCUUUGAGUUAUACAAUUCACCUUAUAUUGAUUCAAAUACUAACAUCAGCAUUUAGCUUCCAAUUAAUUAUACUGUUACUACCAAGGAUCUAGUGUGCUCAGAAAUGAUAUAGAAUACCAAACUUACAUGCACCUACGAUAAGAAUAAGAACAUAAUAAUAAUUAGCGGAUACUUCGGAAGUAUAGAUGAGGUUAAAUCUUAUCAGUCUGUUUCAAUCUAAGUUCUUGGAGUCAACAAUUCAGUAUCUGAAGGUUCUGGCAAUAUGACUAUUAAGAUCUAUAACAGUGAAAAGAUUUAUGCCUAGAGCAGCACUGAUUUUAUCUUAAAAACUAUGCGUACUUCAACAGAAUGUGAUGGCUCUUGUAGUCUCUGCACAAUUUAAAAAGAGUGUCUCAGCUGCUCUUAACCUUCAGAUUCUCCACUAUUCUAGAAUGGAAAAUGUAUUUCAGAAUGUAAAUCUGGUUACUUUGAAUCAAAUAACACUUGCCUUCCAUGUUCCAUUAACUGUUAAUCUUGCCAAUCAUUUGACUAGUGCCUUUUAUGUUAGAAUUCAAAUUAACUACUGGCGGAUGGUAAAUGUAUCACUAAUAGUAAAUGUCCUAAUGGAACGAAACUUAACUAUCUUGGCUAGUGUGUUUAAGAACUAAACUGUUAGGAUAAUUGCACACAAUGUGGAGUUAACACUAAUUACUGUUACAUUUGCAAAGAUAAUAUGAUAUCUCUUAAUGGCAAAUGCGUUUUGAAAUGUCCAGAGUCAUACUUUGAAAAUUCUAAAAGAUAAUGCGAGAAAUGUAAAUCUAUUUGUGAUCAGUGCUUGGACAGAGCUGAUAUGUGUACCAAAUGUAAAGAUGAUGUAUUUUCAAACAAUAAGCUAGAUCUACAAAAGCAUACUUGUGUAAAGGAGUGCUCAAACGGCAGUAUCGAUAGUGAAACCAAUUCAAAUCAAUGUGAUGCUUGCGGUUCUAAAUGCUUUGAGUGCUCUAUCAGUAAAGAUAACUGUACCUCAUGCUAUUAUGAUAAGAGCAAUCUUGAAGAUCUAUUCAAGUAUGGCAAUGAUUGUACUAACAAAUGCCCUGUUGGGUUUUACAAUAACUAUGAUAACCAUCAAUGUGAGGAGUAGACAUUCUAGCUACUAUCUUUUCCGCCUAUGUACUUGAUUAGUUCUGUGAGUCUGUCGCUAAUUACACUGGCUGUCAGCAAAUUUGCUGCUGCUAAGACCGAUGCUACUGGAGAUAUAGCUAUUUCAUUGGCAACUCAAAUUGAAUUCCUGAACAGAUUAUUUUUAUUGGGCAAUUUAUGGUCAUCUACAAAGACUUUUAGCUUCUGUGUUACUAGUCUUACAAUUCUUGGAAACUCAUUUAUUGCUAUUUAUUUCGCCACACUCGUGAUUGAACCCAUUAGCACCUAGCUAAAUAAUGCAGUAAAAGCAGACUCAUUGAUUUUUAAAGGAAUUGUUGUGCUCUCAUAGAUUACAGGAAUCAACACAAUUAGGCUUUUGACCUCUAGAUUUUUUGGAAUGGAAGUUUUCUCUACAAAGUUAGAUGAAAUAGUUUAUUAUGUCAAGCAUUUAGAGACAAUAUCUUUGAUCAGCACAGUUUUAAAUGUAUUCUAGCUAUUUACUGGGGUUUCAUGCAUCUUUGAUUUUGCUUUUGCUUAAGACUCAAUGGGAUUAGGAGUCAAUAGUAUAAUUUUGAAUACAGGCCUAGUUGCUGCUCAGACUUUUAAAUAUAUAAAGUCUAUGAAUCUUAUUAGGUCAUACGGAAAGGUAUCAUAAAUGUGA